Panthera uncia (snow leopard) is the source of this 1760-nucleotide messenger RNA. It is a transcript of the gene MATK, whose product is annotated as megakaryocyte-associated tyrosine kinase. The transcript has 13 exons. Lineage: Eukaryota; Metazoa; Chordata; Mammalia; Carnivora; Felidae. Gene Ontology annotation, biological process: protein phosphorylation. The record is from RefSeq and is a predicted model, not a curated record. Gene Ontology annotation, molecular function: protein binding; protein tyrosine kinase activity; ATP binding. The coding region runs from base 1 to 1653 and encodes 550 amino acids.
AUGCGUGUGAGUACACAGGGGGCUGGGGAUUUACGGGGGGCAGUACUGGAGAGGCAGAGGUUCAUCUCCCAGCCGUCCCCACGGCCCACUCGCCUGCUGUGGGGUCUGGGCGAGAAAAGCCCUACCCCCGCAGCACAAUGGCCCCGGGCCCCAGCCUGGCUCCAGUCUGGGCUCUCCAGCUGGUCUCUGCCCCUCCCCCAGGUGAGCCCCCGCUUCCUCCGUGCCUGGCGCCCCACGUUCGUCUCAGCCAGGAUGCCAACGAGGCGCUGGGCCCCAGGCACCCAAUGCAUCACCAAGUGUGAGCACACGCGCCCCAAGCCGGGAGAGCUGGCCUUCCACAAGGGCGACGUGGUCACCAUCCUGGAGGCCUGUGAGAGCAAGAGCUGGUACCGUGCCAAGCACCACGCCAGCGGGCAGGAGGGUCUGCUGGCGGCGGGGGCGCUGCGGGAGCGGGAGGCCCUGUCGGCCGACCCCAAGCUCAGCCUCAUGCCGUGGUUCCACGGGAAGAUCUCGGGCCAGGAGGCCGUGCAGCAGCUGCAGCCGCCGGAGGACGGGCUGUUCCUGGUGCGCGAGUCCGCGCGGCAUCCGGGCGACUACGUGCUGUGCGUGAGCUUCGGCCGCGACGUCAUCCACUACCGGGUGCUGCAUCGCGACGGCCACCUGACCAUCGACGAGGCCGUCUGCUUCUGCAACCUCAUGGACAUGGUGGAGCAUUACAGCAAGGACAAGGGGGCCAUCUGCACGAAGCUAGUGAAACCCAAGAGGAAGCAGGGCACCAAGUCGGCAGAGGAGGAGCUGGCCAAAGCCGGCUGGUUACUGAACCUACAGCAUUUGACGCUGGGUGCGCGGAUUGGAGAGGGUGAGUUUGGAGCGGUCCUGCAGGGUGAGUACCUGGGACAGAAGGUGGCCGUGAAGAACGUCAAGUGCGAUGUGACGGCCCAGGCCUUCCUGGACGAGACGGCGGUCAUGACGAAGAUACAGCACAAGAACCUGGUGCGUCUGCUGGGCGUGAUCCUGCACCAGGGACUCUACAUCGUCAUGGAGCACGUGAGCAAGGGCAACCUGGUGAACUUUCUACGGACACGAGGCCGGGCCCUCGUGAGCACGCCCCAGCUCCUGCAGUUUUCCUUGCACGUGGCUGAGGGCAUGGAGUACCUGGAGAGCAAGAAGCUGGUGCACCGAGACCUUGCCGCCCGCAACAUCCUCAUUUCCGAGGACCUGGUGGCCAAGGUCAGUGACUUUGGCCUGGCCAAAGCCGAGCGGAAGGGGCUGGACUCAAGCCGGCUGCCGGUCAAAUGGACGGCGCCCGAGGCUCUCAAACACGGGAAGUUCUCCAGCAAGUCGGAUGUCUGGAGUUUCGGGGUGCUUCUUUGGGAGGUUUUCUCAUACGGCCGGGCUCCAUACCCCAAGAUGUCGCUGAAGGAGGUGUCAGAGGCCGUGGAGAAGGGGUACCGCAUGGAGCCCCCCGAGGGCUGCCCGGGCCCCAUUCAUGCCCUCAUGGGCAGCUGCUGGGAGGCUGAGCCUGCCCGCCGGCCGCCCUUCCGGAAACUGGCGGAGAAGCUGGCCCGGGAGCUGCGCAGCGCGGGGGCCUCGGCCCCGGUGGGGGGCCAGGACGCGGACAGUUCCUCCUCGCCCCGAGGCCAGGAGCCCUGACCCUGCCCGGUGGGGCCUCAGGCCCCAGAGGACAGAGUGGAGGGUGCGGGGUCGGGGGAACGGGCCAGGCCCGAGAAGGGUCAGGGCCAGCGAGCUGCUCAUGUGGC